Molecule: messenger RNA, 957 nt
Organism: Candoia aspera
Lineage: Eukaryota; Metazoa; Chordata; Lepidosauria; Squamata; Candoiidae
Product: olfactory receptor 5AR1-like
Exons: 2
Coding region: 1-957 (318 amino acids)
Biological process (GO): G protein-coupled receptor signaling pathway
Cellular component (GO): membrane
Molecular function (GO): G protein-coupled receptor activity; olfactory receptor activity; odorant binding
Source: RefSeq, a predicted model, not a curated record
AUGAAGAAGGGGCAGUUAGUUGAAAAUACAGAAUUAAACAAUAAGACCUCCAUCAACGAAUUCAUCCUGCUUGGAUUUGGAAACCAGAAAAUCCGACACAUUCCUCUCUUCCUAGUGUUCCUCCUCAUCUACAUGGGGACCAUGGCUGGGAACUUACUCAUUAUUCUGCUGGUUGCCCUCGACCAACACCUCCACACUCCCAUGUAUUUUUUCCUUGGGAACCUUUCAUGCUUGGAAGCCUGCUGCAGCUCAAACAUCUUACCACGAAUGCUAUCCAGCUUUCUUACUGGAAGGAAGGUGAUUUCAUACAAAGCUUGCUUUGUGCAACAUUAUUUGUUUGGGUCUUUUGCAUCUGUGGAAUGUUACCUGUUAUCAGCAAUGUCCUAUGAUCGGUAUUUAGCUAUAUGCAAACCACUCCAUUAUGUCACCAUGAUGAAUGGCAAAAUAUGUUUCAGGCUGAUCACCUUCUCUUGGAUUAGUGGUUUUCUGGCAACUGCAGUAACACAGAUUUUCAUGUCCCAAUCAGUUUUGUGUGAUAAUAAAAUUGAUCAUUUCUUUUGUGAUACCUUCCCAAUUAUAGAAUUAUUUUGUGGGGACACUUACUACUUAAAACUCUUCCUUUAUGUUUUAUGUUCUAUAUUUACAUUUCCACCAUCUAUAUUAACCCUAACCUCUUACAUUUUCAUCAUUGUAGCCAUAAUGAGAAUGCCUUCUACUGUAGGGAAACAAAAGGCAUUUUCUACCUGUUCUUCUCAUCUCUUGGUAGUCACUAUUUUUUAUGGCAUACUGAUGAGCAUCUAUGUAGUACCAAAUACCAAUAAACUGAAUGGGCUUCAUAAAGUUCUCUCUCUCUUUUAUACUAUUUUGACUCCCAUGCUCAAUCCUAUUAUAUAUAGCCUGAGAAAUAAAGAGGUGAAGGAUGCCUUCAAAAAAUUUAUUACAUUCUUCUUUCUUUAA